Messenger RNA from Monodelphis domestica (gray short-tailed opossum), 773 nucleotides. The record is from RefSeq and is a predicted model, not a curated record. NCBI's taxonomy places the organism in Eukaryota, Metazoa, Chordata, Mammalia, Didelphimorphia, Didelphidae.
AUGGUGGCGGACACAGUGGCUCAUCUCCUGCAGGCAGGACCUCCUGGAUCUGGUGCACAGGUCUUAGAGUGCAAUCCUGGGCCUAGAAUGAUUACCAGUGCAUUGCUCCAUGCUGGUUUACAGAUGAUUGCACUUGAAAGAGACCCAACUUUUCUUCCAUAUUUAGAGUCCCUAAAAAACCAUCUUAAUGGACAACUAGAAGUAAUCUACUGUGACUUCUUCAAUCGAGAUCCCACAACACCACCACCUCCUUUGUUUACAGAAACACUUUUCAAGAAUUUUGGAAUAAGAGAAAUUCCAUGGGAAGCAGAUGUUCCUGAAAAGAUAGUUGGCUUUUUUCCAGCUAAAAAUGAAAGAAGUGUACUUUGGAAAUUUUUAUAUGACCUCUACUCUUGUAGUUCCAUAUAUGACUAUGGACGAAUAGAAUUGAAUAUGUUUAUUAGUGAAAAAGAAUACAAGAAAAUAAUUUCAAAGCCUGAUGAAAAAAUUUAUCAACCCCUAAGUGUAUUCUGUCAAACAGUUUAGGAGAUAAAGCUUCUAUAUAUGGAGCCUUUAUCAUCAUUUGUAACCUUCAAAAGUGGAAAAUUCUAAUCAUUCAAGAGCAAGGAAUCAAAAAAUAAGCACCUGAACUUUAUUCGAUUUACUCCUCAAGGAAAUUUAUUUACAAAUAAUUUGAUACCUAUGAAUUCAUGUAAUUUUAUAUACCUGGUUAAACAGUGUUUUACCAAGCGCAAAUAUAAAUUAAUUGAUUUAUUUAACUCAUGGUCUAUAUG